AUGUCAAGCGAAGCGCUGGUCCUGAUCGGGUUGGUUGGCGACCAAAUUCCUGAGGGCGACAAGACACAAGCGGAAGAACUUAGCAAAUUUGGGGGGCGCCCGGGUGGAAGGCUGUUCGGUAUCACAUCCGUGCAGGUUUGGAUAGAUGGCCAUGUUCCGGAUGGUUUCCCCUUCACCUGCUCCGUUUGCGGUGCGGAGCUUGACUUUGUAUGCCAAAUAGCAACCCCGUACUGUGCAAACAAACGAUGCCUUUACCUUUUCGGGUGCCACAAGCAAACGGCAUGCAACAAGAGAGCUGACGGCUGGACGGUGUUGAGGGGCGUUGUAGAACCACCUGCCUCAUCCCAGGGUGCAAAUAAAAGCCUCAACAAAUCACCUGAUUACAAACCUCAACUUCAGGAUCAUGGUACACUAAAGUCCCCGGAUCCAUUUGAUUGGCUUGAAGCGGCGUUCGGCUCCAGGGACCCCGCUAGCUCUAGCAAUGCUAACUGCUGCCGACAGAAUGAGGAGAACAGCGUGCCAGAGGCAGCUAAUUUACAAACUUUUGAGUGUUCUGAAGCACCUCAAAAAGUGAAAGAACUGAUGCCCGCUUUGUUUGUCCGCAUUGAGCAUGAGCCUCCAGACAACUCUCUUUUCGACGCUACAGGAUUGCGGGCACGCCAGUUACAGCUGGAAUACGAACAGCGCCAAGAGCAGGGUUCAGCGGAAGAUGCAGAAGGAAAUCAAAACACCACCGCUGAGGCAGAAGCAUAUGAAGAAAGCCCAGACAAGGUUUUUCUUAAGCUGCAAAAGCGACUUUCGAGAAUGCCAAAACAGGCAAUCCGGUACUGCUUUGGGGGGAAGCCCUUGUUCAUAUCUCCUCUUCCGAAAGAAGAGCCGUUAUCAGUUCCGCCCUGCCCACAAUGCGGCAGCGACCGGGUGUUCGAAAUGCAACUUGUCCCAGCAGCGGCAGAAGAAGUUGAAAAGCGGCGUUAUGCGGUUGAUGCAACGCCCAUCGAGUGGGGAGUUGUGGCAGUUUUUACAUGUAGGAAGGACUGCGUUCCUACGAGCAUUUACACCGUCGAGCACGUCGUCGUUCAGGAGAUUUUAUAA
Molecule: messenger RNA, 1092 nt
Organism: Eimeria maxima
Lineage: Eukaryota; Apicomplexa; Conoidasida; Eucoccidiorida; Eimeriidae
Product: programmed cell death protein, putative
Exons: 9
Coding region: 1-1092 (363 amino acids)
Cellular component (GO): cytoplasm
Source: RefSeq, a predicted model, not a curated record